Panthera uncia (snow leopard) is the source of this 4400-nucleotide messenger RNA. RefSeq names its product kinesin family member 7 (gene KIF7). Gene Ontology annotation, biological process: microtubule-based movement; mitotic spindle organization. The transcript has 20 exons. Bases 125 to 3952 code for a protein of 1275 amino acids. The record is from RefSeq and is a predicted model, not a curated record. Gene Ontology annotation, molecular function: microtubule binding; ATP binding; microtubule motor activity. Lineage: Eukaryota; Metazoa; Chordata; Mammalia; Carnivora; Felidae.
GUUUCGGGGGGCGGGGGUCCCGAUGACGGCAUCGGAGCGCGCCGCGCGGAGGCUCGGAGUCUGACUGCACCCCUGGGGGACUGUGCUCCCACCCGAGCAGGACCGGGAGCUGCCCUCCCCCAGCAUGGGGCUGGAGGCCCAGAGGCUGCCGGGGGCCGAGGAGGCCCCAGUGAGGGUGGCCUUGAGGGUCCGGCCGCUGCUGCCCAAGGAGCUGCUGCACGGGCACCAGAGCUGCCUGGGGGUGGAGCCGGGGCACAGCCGCGUCACCCUUGGUCGAGACCGCCACUUUGGCUUCCACGUGGUGCUGGAUGAGGACACGGGGCAGGAGGCCGUGUACCAGGCCUGCGUGCAGCCCCUCCUCGAGGCUUUCUUUGAGGGCUUCAACGCCACGGUCUUUGCCUACGGUCAGACGGGCUCCGGGAAGACGUACACCAUGGGGGAGGCCAGUGUGGCCUCCCUUCACGAGGACGAGCAGGGCAUCAUCCCACGGGCCAUGGCUGAAGCCUUCAAGCUUAUCGAUGAAAAUGACCUGCUUGACUGUCUGGUGCACGUGUCCUACCUGGAAGUGUAUAAGGAGGAGUUCCGAGAUCUGCUGGAGGUGGGCACCGCCAGCCGUGACAUCCAGCUGCGGGAAGAUGACCGCGGAAAUGUUGUGCUGUGUGGCGUCAAGGAGGUGGACGUGGAGGGCCUGGACGAGGUGCUGAGCCUCCUGGAGAUGGGCAACGCGGCGCGGCACACGGGCGCCACACACCUCAACCGCCUGUCCAGCCGCUCACACACCGUCUUCACGGUGACCCUGGAGCAGCGGGGGCGCGCCCCCAGCCGCCUGCCGCGACCCCCCGCGGGCCAGCUGCUGGUCUCCAAGUUCCACUUCGUGGACCUGGCAGGCUCGGAGCGGGUGCUCAAGACGGGCAGCACGGGCGAGCGGCUCAAGGAGAGCAUCCAGAUCAACAGCAGCCUCCUGGCGCUGGGCAACGUCAUCAGCGCCCUGGGCGACCCCCAGCGCCGCGGCAGCCACAUCCCCUACCGGGACUCCAAGAUCACCCGGAUCCUCAAAGACUCGCUAGGCGGGAACGCCAAGACGGUGAUGAUCGCCUGCGUCAGCCCCUCCUCCUCCGACUUCGACGAGACCCUCAACACCCUCAACUACGCCAGCCGCGCCCAGAACAUCCGCAACCGCGCCACGGUCAACUGGCGGCCCGAGGCCGAGCGCGCGCCCGAGGAGGCGGCGGCCGGCGCGCGCGGCCCCCCGCGCCACCGCUCGGAGACGCGCAUCAUCCACCGCGGACGGCCCGACAGCGGCAUCGAGAGCGCCUCCGCCGAGGAGCAGGCCACGCAGGGGCCCGGCGGCGGGCCGAAGGUGGCCAAGGGCCAGGAAGAUGGGGCACUGCAGUUGCUCGCCCUGCAGAGCCAGGUGGCCCGGCUGGAGGAGGAGAACCGAGACUUUCUGGCGGCCCUGGAGGACGCCAUGGAGCAGUACAAACUGCAGAGCGACCGGCUUCGGGAGCAGCAGCAGGAAAUGGCGGAGCUUCGGCUGCGGCUAGAGCUGGUGCGGCCUGGCUGGGGGGCCCCAGGGCUCCUACAGGGCCUGUCUGCCGGCUCCUUUGCGCCCCGGCCUCACACAGCCCCCCUCGGCGGUGCCCACAGCCACAUGCUGGGCAUGGUGCCCCCCGUCUGCCUUCCUGGAGAUGAAGUUGGCCCUGAGAACUGGGGAGAGCAGGUGACAAAUGGCAGAGAGGCUGGGGCCCAGCUGCUGGCAGAGGCAGACAGCCAGGGGAGCGGCUCUUCAGCUGCCUCGGAGGAGGAGGAGCAGGAGGAGGGGCAGGAGGAGGGGCAGCCGCCCCUGCGGCCCCCGCACCUGCGCAGGAACGGGAUCAACAAGUGGAGCCAGAGGGUGGGGGCCCGCCCAGGAAGUCCAUGUGCCGGGAAGGGCCCAGAGCUUCACCCCGAAGAACCGGGUGCAGCCAUCCCGGGGCCCAGAGUAGCCGGUGGGAGCAAGGCCCUGGCGCGGCCCCGCCGGACCCCAGCUGCCACGGCCUCUGAGCGGCGGCUGGCCCAAGCCCAACAGAAGAUCCGGGAGCUGGCCAUCAACAUCCGCAUGAAGGAGGAGCUCAUUGGCGAGCUGGUCCGCACAGGCAAGGCGGCCCAGGCCCUGAACCGGCAGCACAGCCGGCACAUCCGGGAGCUGGAGCAGGAGGCGGAGCAGGUGCGGGCGGAGCUGAGCGAAAGCCAGAGGCAGCUGCGGGAGCUCGAGGGCAGGGAGCCCCAGGACGCCGGCGAGCGGUCCCGGCUCCAGGAGUUCCGCAAGAGGGUCGCUGUCGCCCAGAGCCAGGUGCAGGUGCUGAAGGAAAAGAAGCAGGCGACCGAGCGGCUGGCGUCGCUGUCGGCCCAGAGCGAGAAGCGGCUGCAGGAGCUCGAGAGGCACGUGCAGCUCAUGCGGCAGCAGCAGGGGCAGCUGCAGAGGCGGCUUCGCGAGGAGACGGAGCAGAAGCGGCGCCUGGAGACCGAGAUGAACAAGCGGCAGCACCGUGUCAAGGAGCUGGAGCGGCGGCACGAGCAGCAGCAAAAGAUCCUGAAGAUCAAGACGGAAGAGAUCGCGGCGUUCCAGAGGAAGCGGCGCAGCGGCAGCAACGGCUCUGUGGUCAGCCUGGAGCAGCAGCAGAAGAUCGAGGAGCAGAAGAAGUGGCUGGACCAGGAGAUGGAAAAGGUCCUGCAGCAGCGGCGGGCACUGGAGGAGCUGGGGGAGGAGCUCCACAAGCGGGAGGCCAUCCUGGCCAAGAAGGAGGCCCUGAUGCAGGAGAAGACGGGGCUGGAGAGCAAGCGCCUGCGGUCCAGUCAGGCCCUCAGCGAGGACAUCGUGCGAGUGUCCAGCCGGCUGGAGCACCUGGAGAAGGAGCUGUCGGAGAAGAGCGGGCAGCUGCGGCAGGGCAGCGCCCAGAGCCAGCAGCGGCUCCGCGGGGAGAUCGACGCCCUGCGCCAGGAGAAGGACUCGCUGCUGAAGCAGCGCCUGGACAUCGACGGCAAGCUGAGGAGGGGCAGCCUGCUGUCGCCCGAGGAGGAGCGGACGCUGUUCCAGCUGGACGAGGCCAUCGAGGCCCUGGAUGCUGCCAUCGAAUACAAGAAUGAGGCCAUCACGUGCCGCCAGCGGGUGCUGCGGGCGUCGGCCUCCUUGCUGUCCCAGUGUGAGAUGAACCUCAUGGCCAAGCUCAGCUACCUCUCGUCCUCGGAGACCAGAGCCCUGCUCUGCAAGUAUUUUGACAAGGUCGUGACGCUCCGAGAGGAGCAGCACCAGCAGCAGAUCGCCUUCUCCGAGCUGGAGAUGCAGCUGGAGGAGCAGCAGAGGCUGGUCUACUGGCUGGAGGUGGCCCUGGAGCGCCAGCGCCUGGAGAUGGACCGCCAGCUGACCCUGCAGCAGAAGGAGCACGAGCAGAACAUGCAGCUUCUCCUCCAGCAGAGCCGAGAUCACCUCGGCGAGGGGCUAGCGGACAGCAGGAGGCAGUAUGAGACCAGGAUCCAAGCGCUGGAGAAGGAGCUGGGCCGCCACCUGUGGAUGAACCAGGAACUGAAACAGAAGCUCAGUAGCCUGAGUGCGGCGGGCCAGAGCAGGGGUGGGGAGAAGAGGGCCCUGUGCCUGGAGAGCAGACCGGCUCCCGGAAACGAAGAGGAGCUGCGCCCCGUGCCCGAGCUUCUCUGGCAGCAGUCCCUCCCUGAGGGGGGCCCCCGCGCCCGGGACGAGGUGCGGGACUUGGUCCGGGCCCCGCUGCCGCUGACGUGGAAGCGCUCCAGCCUGUGCGGUGAGGAGCAGGGCGGCGCCGAGGAGCCCCUAGGGGGGCGGGCGCCCCCCGUGGGUGAGGCGGGCCUGCCCUGGAACACCGGGCCCCUGCCCAAGCCCCGGCGGGACCCGCGCCGGGCCAGCUCGGGCAUGAUCGACGUCCGGAGAAACCCGCUGUAGGCUGUGCGCAGAGCCCGCCUUGCAGGGAGGCUGAGCCCGCUCCCGGGCACGGUCAACCCCCUUCGCUUCGUGAAAGACGGCCUUUAGCCCUCCCUCCAAAUCCGGGUCCUGAUCUUGACACAGCGGGGAUCGGCGAACCUGGGCCACCAGCCCCAGUGGAUCAGACUCCUUUUUUUUCAUCUGUAAAUUCCUGCCCCUCAUUUCUUUGAGCUCCGGUACCGGAUUGCCAUCUUUUGGCUUGAGAGUUCCCAAAAGGCAAUUCUGGUCCCAGACCUGCGUGCGGGUGCCCACAGUGCUGGGGUUCAGCCGGUGCUGGACACACAACAGUGAGUGGCAACCGGGUUGUGUUUUAAAUGGUCUUAUGUAUAUGGUGGGAAGUGGGAAGCUUGGCAUAGUUUUAGACUUUUGUAAAACCAUUUUAUAAUAAAUGAGACUCUGAAGGGAAGAA